Eriocheir sinensis (Chinese mitten crab) is the source of this 5929-nucleotide messenger RNA. It is a transcript of the gene Acsl, whose product is annotated as long-chain-fatty-acid--CoA ligase 4-like. The transcript is spliced from 13 exons. Gene Ontology annotation, molecular function: palmitoyl-CoA ligase activity. Gene Ontology annotation, cellular component: plasma membrane; endoplasmic reticulum; lipid droplet. The coding region runs from base 207 to 2327 and encodes 706 amino acids. Gene Ontology annotation, biological process: long-chain fatty acid metabolic process; long-chain fatty-acyl-CoA metabolic process; neuron differentiation. The record is from RefSeq and is a predicted model, not a curated record. Lineage: Eukaryota; Metazoa; Arthropoda; Malacostraca; Decapoda; Varunidae.
AGGUCGAGACAGUGGCGGCAGGACCAGAGGAAAACGGCCUCCUCAUUUUACCCUUUUCCAGGCCUUUGGGGGGGCUAAAACACCUCCAGAGUCACCCUUUAUCACCCUUAGCACCCAUUAAUAAGGCCCAGAGGAGAAAAUAAGGCCUAACACACGCGGGAGAGGCUGAGUAAGACCAACAACACAUCAACAACAACAACAGCACAAUGGGGGACGCAGCGCUAAACCUGGGCAUCAGCAUCGUGAAGGCGGGGGUCUGCCUCUACGACAUCAUCACCUACCCGCUCUACGCCCUCGUGCAGCGGCCGUGGCAGGAGCGACACCUCAUGAACAGAAAGAGGGCGGUGGAGGUGGGCGUCGGCGAGGGGAUCUGCUUCCACAACAACGACCCGCCACAUGAGUUCCAGGUGGAGAUCCGGGAGGCCAAGAUCACCACCAUGGAGAGCGCCCUGUCAUACGCUUGCAAGAAGCACAAAAACAAGAAGGCCAUGGGCACCCGACACAUCCUGAUGGAGUUCGAGGAGGUGCAGAAGAGCGGGAAGGUGUUUAAGAAGUACGAGCUAGGAGACUACUCGUGGCUAACCUACAAUGAAGUCGACAAAAUGGCCACCAACUUCGGCCGGGGUCUGCGCGCGCUCGGCCACCAGUCCAAGGAGAACAUUGUCAUCUUCGCCGAGACGCGGAAGGAGUGGCUGAUCUCGGCUAUGGGGUGCUUCAAACAAAACUUCCCCUUGUGCACGCUGUAUGCCACGCUGGGAGAUGAGGCAGUAGUCCACGGCAUCAACGAAACAGAGGUCCGGCACAUCAUCACAUCCCACGAGCUGCUCCCCAAGUUCAAGACGCUGCUGGCCAAGUGCCCCAACGUGACGCACAUCACCUACUUCGGGGACCAGCUCAAGGAGACGUCCCUCGACGGAUACAAGGCCGGCAUAGUGUUCAACUCCUUCGAGGACGUCAUAAAGAAGGGCAACAAUAGCUCGUUCUCAGACGAGCCGCCGCGGGAGGAUGACACAGCCAUCAUCAUGUACACAUCAGGGUCCACGGGCGCCCCCAAGGGAGUGAUCAUGUCGCACCACAACCUCGUCAACUCCAUCAUCGGCUACGCGGUUGGCCUGAACAUUAAGAGGGAUGACAUCUACCUGGCCUAUCUACCUCUCGCCCACGUGCUGGAGCUCAUGGCAGAGUCCAUGAUGAUGAUGUUUGGUGUGCCGAUGGGCUACUCCACGCCGCUCACCAUGACCGACCGCUCCAGCAAGGUGAAGCGUGGCUGCCCGGGCGACUGUUCCGUCUUGAAGCCAACCAUGAUGGCCGCUGUGCCUCUUAUCCUGGACAGAAUCUACAAGGGUAUUCUGGACAAGGUGGCAGCUCAGGGUCCUUGGCUGGGCAAGCUCUUUGAGUUUGGCCUCGAGUACAAGUUGAACUGGAUGAAGCGUGGCUGGGACACCCCCAUCUGUAACUGGUUCGUCUUCAGGAAGGUGCGGGCGCUGCUGGGUGGACGGCUGCGCAUCAUGGCGGUGGGUGGGGCGCCGCUCUCCCCCGACACCCAUAACUUCGUGAGGGCCAGCUUGGGGGUGCCGGUGCUUCAGGGUUACGGGUUAACGGAGUCCUGCGGGUGCGCAACACUCAUGGACCAGUACGACCUGACAACAGGUCAAGUAGGCGCUCCCCUGCAGGUGUGCGACAUCAAACUAGUCAAUUGGGAAGAAGGAAACUACAGGAUAACUGACAAGCCCAGGCCACGAGGAGAGAUUGUGAUUGGUGGUUCAAAUAUUGCUGUUGGAUAUUAUAAGAACCCAAAGAAGACAAAGGAGGACUUCUUCGACAGUGACGGAAGGAGGUGGUUCAGGACGGGAGACAUCGGAGAGUUUGGAGAGGACGGCUGCCUCAUGAUCAUUGACCGCAAGAAGGACCUCGUCAAGCUGCAGUUCGGAGAGUACGUCUCACUUGGCAAGGUGGAGUCAGAGCUUAAGGUGUGUCCCUCAGUGGAGAACAUCUGUGUGUAUGGCGAGUCCAGCAAGAACAACAUCGUGGCCAUCAUGAGUCCGGUACAGAAGAACCUUGAGGACCUGGCACGCUCCCUCGGCAAGAAAGACCUGCGGCGAGAGCUGCUGUGCAUGGACGAUGACAUCAACAAGGCCCUCCUGCAGGAGCUGGUGGCCACUGGCAAGAAGGCCAAGUUGGAGAGGUUUGAGCUGCCCACGGCACUCUUCCUCACCUCUGAGCUCUGGACGCCCGACACCGGCCUGGUCACGGCUGCCUUCAAGCUCAAGCGCAAGAGCAUUCAAGUCAAGUACCAGGACGCCAUCAACCGCAUGUACGCCUCCUAGAGCCUGGGUGUGGCCCCACGCCGGGCCGGAACGUGACAGCUGCCGCUCAGGAUCGUUGGCUCCGCCGCAGGUAAUGACCAGACGUGGAGCGCAUUGGAGGACACCUCAACCAAGGGGAAGCUCUGCAAAAAGCAAAAUUUUAAGCGAAGGUGUUUGAUAACUUAUUCUUACUUUCUGUGUAGGCUUAGAACAUUAUGGUUUGCUGUUGAAUAGGAACAAGUAAGUUUUACCUUUAGUUUACCAAGAGUUGUAAAUAUUUUGUUUCAUUUGUUGCUGCAGAGACUGAUUGUUAAGAACGUUUGUGACCCUUGUGUGUAGGGACAUGAAGGGUCACUUGUAAAAUGUGUAAAAUAAUUUAUUACUUUACAUGAUAAGGAAAUUGGCUGAAUGUUUGACCUUUGUUUGACCUCUGUGUUGAUAAUUGUCCUAGUGUUGCAUCGUGUGUUGUGUUAGUGAAGAUAAAGUGAUGUGUCGCACCUUGUGUGUGUAGCUGCCAGACAAACCAUCUUGCCUUCACAGCAGAGGUCAAGUGUCUUGUCCAGUGUUGAGAGCUUGGUGUGCCCCACUGUGCCUUACUCCAAGCAGCCUCUGUCUCCCGGGUGGCUGCAGUGAGAGCACAUUAAGAGCAUUGUGUCAUUGCUUCAUUGCAGCUCUGAAUUUUUAAAGUUGCACAUCUACAGUGGCCUGUGAAAGAAUGUUUUGCUACAGUUAGGUCUUUUAUUUUCCAGAAACCAUUAAUUUUAAAUGUUACAUUGGGUAAACACCAGCCCACAUUUAUUAUUUUGUUUUCCAUUUCAUCAGAAGUGUGCCAUCACUAACAUCAGUUUUCAGGCUUUGUCAAUUGUUAAAAUGAGGUUUAUUAGACCACACUUUUCUGGACUAUGGAGAUCCACUCGCAUAAGAUGUACCCGAGUGCAAAAAAUGUGAUAGCAAAUAUAAACUAGAGCUUAUAAUCACACACUUUAGCAACAACAAAAUCUCUGUGAGUGAGAGAUUGUGUUCCUAGAGUCAUGAAGUACCUUGAAUACCUCCCACCUACCUAAUCCUUAAUAUUAUUUAUUAUGGAGUAAAUCUGAUGCUAGUCUUUUGUUUAACACUUGUACAACAUAUUGUGAAAUUGUUAAAGUUUCCUUUCAUGUUAAGAAAAGCUGAAUGCAACAACUAACUUGUAGUAAAGUGAGCCAUUUAAGUCAUUCAUGGCAGUGGCACAAAGAGGCUGCCAAGUGAUACAUUUUUUUGCUGAAGGCCGCGUCCCAACCCUCAGCCUCUGCGUGCAUCUAAGCACCAGACUGUAAGCAUUAUAUAGAAAUUCCUGGAGAAUGUAGUUUUGCAGAUUUUUCAUUCCAUGUCAACUGCAAUGUUGUUAUUUGUCUACUUCAAAGACAUAAAUUUUGUAGAAUAAUUCUGCAGGCAUUCUUUUUUAAAACAAUUAUUUUGCAGGCCAGAUAGCACUAUUAUAUUGUGCACUGUGUAAUUAAUUUUUAGCAUUUGAGGACCAAAUAUUCAAUAUAACUGCAUCUGCAGGAAGUAGUGACACUUUCUAACAGUAAAAACAACCACCAGUGCUCUGAGGGGCAGUUACAAAAAUGACUUGUGAACCAAGACAACAUGUGAGCUUUUACAGUGACACUUGGAGGUCAGGGAAGGAAUUACUGCUCAGGGCAGCUUUGCAUUCACAGACAUGUAUACACACAGCUUAUACAUCAUAAUACAUACAGUCAUACGAUACCCAAUAGCAGAUGUUGCACACUAGAUGGUUAUUAGUGAUUGUGUAACAUUGUUUUUAUUUAUAACUGACUAGGUAGUAAAAGUGAAGUGUUUGUACUUCCUUGAGUUCAGUGUUCCAUAUCGAUGUAUUGGACGAAGCUUAACUACACUGCCGGGCCCUCGUGAAGUCCACAGCAAUGCCACCAGCUCUUAAUUUAGUAAAUGGUGUCAGUCAAGUAAUCAGUAAGAAGCACACAGUUUAAUGUUGCUUAAACUCAGAUGUGGUAAUUUAUAGAGUACUGCGGACAGGCACUCGCCACACUGAACAGGCUGUCUGGAGGGAGUUGGAUGUGACAGCCGUGUAGUGGCGAAUUAGGCUUACCACGCAGAUAUUGAACUUCUUUGAACUUUUGCCUUGUCGUGUAUUGCUGGGAGCGCUAGAUCAUCCAAGCUUCAGCAGCGUACAUAACGUGCACAUCAGUCUGGUAUUGUUGGCCCUUAACACAGCACAAAACAAUACAGCACAAAGAUGAAAAGUGAUAAUGUUACAAGCAUGAAGCUACAAGGUCUGUCGCAUGAAGGCCACGCCGAGCAGCGACUGUGUUAGGACGAGCAUCAAGACUCAUCUCAUCUCAUCAUUCUCAUCAUGGCAUCCCAAACAUUACCAUGGACAUCAGAUUGUUCACCCAUCCAUUGAUAAUCCAUAAAUACUUCCAUUAGAAGCCAACAUGCUGUCCUUGAAUGUCAAAAAUUAUAAGUUUGUCAAUGUUCAACUUUUGAUUUUGGUCGUUUAGCCUCCAACGUGUAAUGUGGCCAAGACCAAACCAUUGAGGCAGCAGAGGUUAGAUUGUUUGUGUCUGAAUUUAUUUACAAAAGCACGUAUUUACCUUUGAAGUUAAAUUGCAUCGCCCUUUGUUACACACAUACAGAAUUUGGGCACACCAUUGUUUUGUGAUGUAUUGAAUGUUAUGGGUAUGUUGUGCAAUUAGAAAUGUUUUGGCUCAUGCUUUCUCUGGAACUUUUUGUAUUUAUUUUAUACUCGUAGGUUGAUGCAUUAUGGGCAUUUUAGAUUGGCCAGUGAGAUGCAGCACUCAGGCUUAGCUGUGGCCAGUGUGUCAAUACUCAGUGAAGCCAUCCUCUAAGUCUAAGACCUCUGUGCUGGACGAAAUAGCUUGACGUGGAAUUAUUUUCAUAAUUCUCAAAUUCAUACUUGGACAACUUAGUAAGACUUGUUAGGGGCAGCGAGUCAUCCUCCUCAGCAGUGUUGAAGGCAGUGCAAGGCAGGAUGGGGACACAGCCGGCAACACUGUGGACCAGCCGGACGCCUUAACAGCAAGAUAUUUGUAUUUUGAAUGAUAAAUACUGGCUGAGUGUUGCUGGCUGGGCUGGACUUGUCUCAUGAGUAAAAACUCGUAUCACCGAACUGCACAAUCAAGUGAUUAUGAUUAAAUCAGAUUUACUACCAAUGAGCAGCCUUCGUUGGGCAUGAAUCUGCAAAAUCAAAAGACUGUACGACUACUAAUAUGCACUCACCUUAGGACACAAAUGACAUGAGCACCUUGCAGCAGACUGGGCGGUGCUGUGCCUGCCAUCUGCCUGAGGUGCUGCAGUGUGCUGUGAUGCCUUCAGGAUUCGCUGGACCCCAAACACAACCCUGUCCAGUGGAGGUCACGAGUGUUAGGAAAUAGAGGACGUUAUGCUGUUGGUCACGUGGCAAGUGUUGCACAAUAGCCGGGUGCUCGCUGAGAUCAAUUUUUAAUUUGCAAUAAGAAAAAAAAGAAUAUGAUUGUUUUGAAUGAGGAGCCUUAGGAAGAAACAAAUGUAUAUAAUUUAUAUGUAUUAUUUUUGCAUAACUGGUAAAACAUUUACCAUUAAUAAAUUUCGUAUGGUAUGUA